UUGUAGUGGCUUAAUUUUUACGCAUUUGUUUAUAAAACAAAAAAAAAAAACGAAAACAAAAAUAUUGUCAAAACUUUUAAACAAAGUAUAUAAUAUGAAAUGUUGCAGUCGUUAUACAUUGGGUAUAGUCAUCGGCUCCGUAUAUAUAUUGGCCAGUUCGAUCGUUUUUAUUUUAAUGUGUGUAUUUCUGGUGCUAGUCCAUACAGAUCAUGAUGUUGGUAAAACGGUUAGACCCAAUGCCUCAAUAACAGUUGGCAUAAUAAUGGCCGGAUGUCUACUAAUUGGUAUUAUAUCUGGAUUACUUGUAUGGGGUAUUAUUAAGAGACGUCAUAAUUGCCUACUUCCCUUUAUGAUAAUAUAUGUUAUUGGUUUUAUCUAUAGCUGUUUGAUAUUUGCCUACGGUUAUCUGGGUGCCUUAAUAGGUAAUGCACCAACUGGUGAAUUUUUAGCCCUGAUCUUUAUAAGCAUUAUUGUAACAGUUCUUCAAAUAGCAAUUUUUUGCUUUUUAAUUUCUCUAUAUAGAAGUAUACGCAGGAAGAAUAUUAACAAUCCCCGUGCAGUUACUGGAACUUUACAGGUUGAAUAUCAGACUCAACCUUAUUAUUAUUCAGUUGUAUCAAAUAAAUAAUUUUUAAUUAAUAUAUUCUUGUAGAAUUUUA
Lucilia cuprina (Australian sheep blowfly) is the source of this 659-nucleotide messenger RNA. RefSeq lists its product as uncharacterized. The transcript is spliced from 4 exons. The record is from RefSeq and is a predicted model, not a curated record. NCBI's taxonomy places the organism in Eukaryota, Metazoa, Arthropoda, Insecta, Diptera, Calliphoridae. The coding region runs from base 95 to 628 and encodes 177 amino acids.